CAGGAUGCGUGGACGGUGAUCAGUGCUUAUUUUGCGGAGAAGGGGUUGGUCCGACAACAGCUCGACUCUUUCGACGAGUUCAUCCAAAAUACCAUGCAGGAACUGGUUGAUGAUAGCGGUGAACUGACUGUGAAGCCAGAGACUCAAUACACGCCUGGACAGGAGUCUGUAACGCGUAGCACCUUUGCUGUCUUAUUUAAUCAAGUGUACGUCUCGAAACCAACUGCUACCGAACGAGAUGGUACUACAAGUAACAUGUUUCCCCAUGAAGCUCGCUUGCGUAACAUGACUUACUCAUCCCCGAUGUAUGUGGACAUCAGCGUGAACUCGGCCUGUCGAAUUAGAAUGUUGGCUGAGGAUGGCAGUACCCACAGAAUUGACUCACCGAAAGAAUUCCUUGGAUACGUUCCGAUCAUGUUACGCAGUCGGUUUUGCGUUCUUGCUGAUAAGUCUGAUAAAGAGCUCUGUGAGCUUGGAGAAUGCAUAUAUGAUCAGGGGGGCUACUUUGUAAUAAAUGGCUCUGAGAAAGUUGUUGUUGCACAAGAGCGUAUGUCCAAUAAUCACGUAUACUGCUUCCGGAAGAAGCAACCUCACAAGUACUCUUGGGUAGUUGAAUGCCGAUCUCACGUGGAACAUGGUGCACGCCCGACGAGCACUAUCUAUAUGCAAAUGUAUAACAAGGCAGGUCGUGGCCAAUCUCAGGGAAAUCAAAUCCGCAUGACUUUACCGUACAUACGUGUGGAUGUACCUGUCAUCAUCGUUUUUCGAGCUUUAGGUUUUGUAGCAGAUCGUGAUAUUCUCGAACAUGUAGUUUACGACUUCUCAGAUACAGAGAUGAUGGAGCAGCUGAGACCGUCACUAGACGAGGCUUUUGUGGUUCAAAACCAAACUAUUGCUCUAGAUUUCAUCGGACGUCGGGGAAGUGCCACAAAUAUUGGACGUUCGAAGCGCGUUCAGUAUGCAAAGGAGCUGCUCCAGAAGGAAGUUUUGCCACACGUUGGCACGGAGGAACAAUCAGACACGAAGAAGGCCUUUUUCGUCGGAUAUAUAGUGCACAAGUUGCUGAUGUGCUCACUUGAACGCAUUGACGAAGAUGAUCGGGAUCAUUAUGGCAAGAAACGCCUUGAUCUGGCUGGACCACUACUCGGCGGGUUGUUCCGGAUGCUUUUCCGAAAGCUUACCAAAGAUGUACUUGCGUAUCUACAGAAGUGUAUUGAUGAGGGUCGUGAUUUCAACCUCGCGUCUGCAAUCAAGUCACGUGUGAUUACUGAUGGUCUCCGAUAUUCGCUAGCUACCGGAAACUGGGGUGAUCGAAAAGAUGCUUCGCGUGCUGGCGUAUCGCAAGUACUCAAUCGACUUACAUAUGCAUCGACUCUUUCCCACCUAAGGCGUUUGAACACUCCUUUGGGACGAGAAGGCAAACAAGCUAAGCCACGACAGCUACAUAACACUCAUUGGGGGUUCAUUUGUCCCGCUGAAACCCCAGAAGGUCAGGCUGUCGGUCUUGUCAAAAAUCUAGCUUUGAUGUCUUAUGUUUCGGUCGGCAGCCCCCAAAGCCCCAUUCUUGAAUUCCUCGAGGAGUGGUCCAUGGAGAACCUCGAGGAGAUAUCCCCGCAAACGAUUGCUGACCCAGGUACAACCAAAAUCUUCGUAAACGGGAGUUGGGUUGGUGUUCAUCGUGACCCAUCAACCUUGGAAUCGACUUUGCGAUCUCUUCGAAGGCAAAUCGACAUUGAUCCUGAAGUUUCCGUUGUUCGCGAUAUCAAGGAGAAAGAGCUUCGUAUAUACACCGACGCUGGGCGUGUGUGCCGCCCACUCCUUAUUAUAUCAAAAUUUUCUCGCCAGGAACUACGAUUGCGUAAGUCACACAUCCAAAAGCUUGUCAAUGGUGAACUUGGGUGGACACAGCUUCUUGUAAAAGGUCUGGUAGAGCUGGUUGACACAGAAGAGGAAGAAACUACCAUGAUUGCCAUGGUUCCGUCCGACCUGAAUGAGACUUACUCCUCGACUUACACUCACUGUGAAAUACAUCCAUCAAUGAUCCUGGGUAUAUGUGGGUCUAUUAUUCCCUUCCCUGAUCACAACCAAUCUCCUCGAAACACUUAUCAGUCAGCUAUGGGCAAACAGGCCAUGGGUAUCUAUGCCUCAAAUUUCCAGCAACGCAUGGACACUCUCUCACACGUACUACACUACCCACAGAAACCACUCGCAACUACUCGAGCGAUGGAACAUCUUCACUUCCGCGAACUUCCAAGCGGCGUUAAUGCCAUAGUUGCCAUCAUGUGUUAUACAGGCUAUAAUCAGGAAGACUCGCUAAUCAUGAACCAGGCGGCGAUCGACCGCGGCCUGUUCCGUUCUACUUUCUAUCGCACUUACGUUGAUCAGGAAAGUAUCCGAGGUCUAGGGGAAGCUUUUCACGAGACUUUCGAGAGGCCAACUCGAGACCAAUGCACGGCCAUGCGACACGGUUCAUAUGACAAAGUGGAUUGCGAUGGUCUAGUAGCUCCAGGAUUGCGAGUCUCAGGCGCUGACAUCCUUAUUGGAAAAACGGCCCCUACAACUCCCCUUGGAAUGGAUGGCAAUCUAAAUCACUGUCAGUUUACCAAACAGGAUUCAUCAACAGCAAUGCGUCCCAAUGAAUCUGGCCUCGUUGAUCAGGUAAUGUUGUCAACCAAUCAAGAAGGGAUGAAGUUUACGAAAGUGCGGACACGCACAAUUCGCAUACCUCAAAUUGGGGACAAAUUUGCCUCGCGGCAUGGGCAAAAGGGUACGAUAGGAAUGACGUAUUCGCAGGAGGACAUGCCCUGGACUCGGGAUGGGGUAUCCCCUGACAUCGUCGUGAAUCCUCAUGCAAUCCCUUCGCGCAUGACUAUUGGUCACCUGGUCGAAUGUCUGCAGUCUAAGGUAGGUGCACUUACUGGCAAAGAAGGUGAUGCCACGCCAUUCACUGAUGUUUCGGUUGAUCAGAUUGCUGGGGUGUUGCACGAGCUUGGCUACCACAGGCAUGGCAACGAAGUCAUGUACUCAGGUCAUACAGGACGAAUGAUCCAUGCAAAGGUAUUUCUGGGUCCGACAUUCUACCAGCGCUUGAAACACCUCGUUGAUGAUAAGAUACAUGCUCGUUCGCGUGGUCCUGUAACAAUGCUGACGCGUCAGCCCAUGGAAGGCCGGGCUCGAGACGGAGGUCUACGCAUGGGUGAAAUGGAACGAGACUGCCUUGUCUCCCAUGGCGUCUCUAGUUUCUUACGCGAUCGCAUGUUUGCAAACUCUGACCCUUAUGCCGUUCAUGUGUGCACAUCCUGUGGGAUGAUUGCUCACGCUGACUUGCGGAAGCACUUGUACUGGUGCAAUAACAAAGACUGUCAGCAUGCCAAAGCAAGAAUUGUCCGUGUUCAUAUCCCAUAUGCUUGCAAACUUUUAUUUCAGGCACGUGGCAAAGUUGAAUUACAGUUAAAUAAGAUUCAUUGCACAGGAAUUGAUGGCGAUGUGUAUCGCGCCGCGCAUUCAAGUAUAAUGCCAUGCAUCACUUUGGACUAAUCGCAUUGCUCGUGGGGGCCAAGCAAGCUGGGGCAGAAACGUGAUCGUCAAAUACUGACAUUCGGAUUCGGGCACUUGGGCCGGAUGGAUCGACUUCUGGGGCCGUACUUAGCUGCCAGGGUACCUACGUUAACGUUAAUCUUGACAGGGAACUGUGCUGACCUGACCUCGUACCUGACCUGACUGAACUGGCGCCACGGAGCACGGGGCUGACUAUUAGCUCGUGGUCCCCCGCUGUGGUCAACCAAAGGGGCGGGGCCCGCUGCGGGGGCCCGCUGGCGGGGCCUAGGAGCCCGUGGGAAAUACGACGCCUUCUAGUUUUGGGCCUGCCCGGGGCCCCGGCGCCUGAGUAAAGCCCCCAGCCGCCGGCCCAGCUUGAAGGGGAAUUGUCCGGCGACUGUGCAACCUC
This is a messenger RNA of Aureococcus anophagefferens, 3946 nucleotides long. RefSeq lists its product as hypothetical. Gene Ontology annotation, cellular component: RNA polymerase II, core complex. The record is from RefSeq and is a predicted model, not a curated record. Gene Ontology annotation, biological process: DNA-templated transcription. NCBI's taxonomy places the organism in Eukaryota, Pelagophyceae, Pelagomonadales, Pelagomonadaceae. Gene Ontology annotation, molecular function: DNA-directed RNA polymerase activity; ribonucleoside binding; DNA binding. Bases 94 to 3537 code for a protein of 1147 amino acids. The transcript is spliced from 8 exons.